CCCAUUCUAAUAUUAGAGAAUUUUCAAGACUUGAUGAAGGAGAAUGUCUUUGAAACAGCAUUUCCACUCCACGAGAAAGAAAAACUGGAUAUAUUCCUGAAGAUAAAUUGGAGAAGCAUCCGAUGUAAACAGCUUGUUGAAGAAAUCAGGAUGUAUUUUGGAGAGAAAAUUGCUCUGUAUUUUGCCUGGCUACACUGGUACACUUAUGUCUUACUCAUAGCUACAGUGCCAGGCAUUAUUCUUGUCAUAUAUGGAUUCAUGUCCUUCAAUUCCGGACAGGUUAGCCAAGAGAUCUGUACAGCCAACACAACUAUUAUGUGUCCACUCUGUGAUCAGAAGUGCCCAUUUUGGCCACUGUCAGACACUUGCACUUAUGCCAAGUUCACCCAUUCGUUUGACAAUGAAGGGACAGUACUCUUUGCAAUAUUCAUGGCUCUUUGGGCCACAGUGUACUUGGAACUGUGGAAGAGACAGAGAGCUAAAGUGGUUAGUGAAUGGAACCUACACUGGUGGGAUGAAGAGAAGGAUGAUGUGGCCCUGGAGCUCAUUAGUAAUCCAGACCGUGAGAUCCGGAAGUACCAACACUCUUAUGUGCGCACUACCAUUGUGCUCAUCUUAUUUGCACUUAUGAUCUGCAUUCUGAUUGGUAUUGCCCAAGCGAUUGUUGUCUAUCGGGUCAUGGUGACAGUCCUGUUUGCCCAUUCCAGCUCUGGAUUCUUUCGAGAGCGAGCUACUAUUAUGGCAGUAGUAACAGGGGCUGUGUUGCAUUACUUGUCCAUCGUCAUUAUGAGCAAGGUGAACAGGCAUGUAGCUGUGUUCCUCUGUGAUCUGGAGAAGCCAAGGACAUUCUCUGAACGUGAGAACAACUUCACAGUCAAAAUCUUCACCCUUCAGUUCGUCACCCAUUUCUCUUCUCUAAUUUACAUUGCUUUCUUCCUCGGGAGGAUUAAUGGCCGUCCUGGAAACUAUGUACGUGUCGCUGGCAAGUGGAGACUGGAAGAUUGCCACCCUAGUGGUUGCCUUUUAGAUCUCUUUAUCCAGAUGGCUAUAAUCAUGGCAUUAAAGCAAACCCUGAACCAACUACAGGAAUACUUGGUACCCUGGAUAAUAUAUCAGUUCAGAAAGCAUUGUGCCAAGCCCAAACACCACCGUCAAAUUCACACAGAGGAGAGUGCCCAGGACCAGUGCAAGGAGGACUGGUUGUGGAAUUACCAGCUUAAUGAAGUCAACUCAUUCAGUUUGUUCAAUGAGUUCUUGGAGAUGAUGAUCCAAUACAGCUUCACCACCAUUUUUGUGGCUGCCUUCCCUCUUGCCCCAUUGCUGGCCUUUUUAAACAACCUCAUUGAAAUUCGGUAUGAUGCUGUCAAGAUGGUGAAACUGCAGAGGCGCAUGGUACCAAGGAAAGCCAAGGAUAUUGGUAUCUGGCUGCAGGUCCUGGAAGCGAUUGGUAUGUUGGCUGUCAUUGCCAAUGGCCUGGUGAUUUCUAUCACCUCAGACUUCAUCCCCAUGCAAGUGUAUAAAUACACACUUGGCCCAUGUGUACAGGAGAAUUACACUGGCAUAGACUGUUUGACAGGUUAUGUGAAUCACAGCCUUUCAGUAUUUUCCAUCCAGGACUUCAAGAAUCGCAAUGACCUGUCAGAUCUUAAAGACUCCAUGGGGAAUAAAAUAACACACUGCAGGUACAGAGAUUACCGGAAUAGUGAUGACUACAGUUACUCUGUCAUGUUCUGGCAUGUUUUUGCAGCACGCCUUGUCUUCCUUAUCGUGUUUGAACAUGUGGCCUUGUGCAUCAAACUGAUUGCAGCCUGGUUUGUCCCCGAUGUCCCCAGAAGGGUUAAGAAUCUAUAUCUGAAAGAAAAAUGUGACAGGCUGCAGAGACAACUGAGUGAAAUGGAUGACUCCACAGAAGUAUAGUGAAAUGCCAAGGAGGGUGCUAAGAAGGAAUUUGGAGCCAGAGCCUUGCAGGAUGGUGCUACAGGCUUUGAAGAUGCCAGAUAAACCCUGCAGGCCUUAUCAUUCUCGUAUGCAUGCUACUGUUGGACUUUGUCUCUUCAUCAAAAUGCAAAGACAGCAGUUCAAGAGGCAGUUUUGAAUAUUUCAGCAUUCUGUAGAGAAGUGAAAGUGUCUGGUAGGAAUAUAGCUAUAUAUAAGAGAGUGAGACAGCAUUAAAUGGGAAUGUUUGCACUGUCAAUAAAACAAUAAUUUGUUGAAAGGCUCAAAAGAA
This is a messenger RNA of Heteronotia binoei (common prickly gecko), 2227 nucleotides long. It is a transcript of the gene ANO9, whose product is annotated as anoctamin 9. NCBI's taxonomy places the organism in Eukaryota, Metazoa, Chordata, Lepidosauria, Squamata, Gekkonidae. The transcript is spliced from 19 exons. Gene Ontology annotation, biological process: chloride transmembrane transport. Gene Ontology annotation, molecular function: chloride channel activity. The record is from RefSeq and is a predicted model, not a curated record. Gene Ontology annotation, cellular component: plasma membrane. Bases 34 to 1917 code for a protein of 627 amino acids.